Messenger RNA from Perkinsus marinus ATCC 50983, 366 nucleotides. RefSeq lists its product as hypothetical. The coding region runs from base 1 to 366 and encodes 121 amino acids. The record is from RefSeq and is a predicted model, not a curated record. Lineage: Eukaryota; Perkinsozoa; Perkinsida; Perkinsidae. The transcript has a single exon.
AUGGCCUGCCAUGUUCUGGUAGCUGUAGCUCAGCUUGAUGGUAGAUACGUUCACGAAGCGCAGGGCUACCAAUUGACCUACGUAGUCGCCGAUUCAGGAGUCGGGCUCGAGUUCCAUGUCCCGGGCCAGGCACCCUUCAGGGACCCGCCGGUCUACCCCCUAAAGGGAAACAAUGGAUAUACUGUCGAUUUCAAGGUCACAUUCAAGGAAGUCGAUUACUGGUACCAGAAUAUCCUCUCUCGCUUCCCGGAAGCGAAAAUUGAAGAGGGAGAUAUGACCCAACUGAUAUUUGUCCCAGGAACUCAACCCAUAAUAGCUGCUCCAUUCCAAGGCAAAUUUAUCGCCUUCGUCAGAUCAUCCGCUUAA